This is a messenger RNA of Dunckerocampus dactyliophorus (ringed pipefish), 3951 nucleotides long. RefSeq names its product ribosomal protein S6 kinase, polypeptide 2 (gene rps6ka2). Gene Ontology annotation, molecular function: ATP binding; ribosomal protein S6 kinase activity; magnesium ion binding. Gene Ontology annotation, biological process: intracellular signal transduction; protein phosphorylation. The transcript has 22 exons. The record is from RefSeq and is a predicted model, not a curated record. NCBI's taxonomy places the organism in Eukaryota, Metazoa, Chordata, Actinopteri, Syngnathiformes, Syngnathidae. The coding region runs from base 410 to 2653 and encodes 747 amino acids.
GUGGGAAGAAGAGGGAGGGUGAGGAAGAGGCGGCAGCGGAUGAACACACGCACACCCCACGCAUGGUGUGCACGCACCCUUUUACUGAUUCAGCACACCAGAUUUAAACUGGCCACCUCGUCUUUCUGCAGCACAGCGUGCACACACAAGACAAUACUCGGAUUACUAGCUGUGUGACACAGCGCCGGACCGAGCCGAGACGAGACGAGACGAGACGAGCCGAGGGGCGGGAAUGGAAAUGAUGGCGAAAUUAAAACGCCACACCGAACGCGUCAAAGCAGGACCUGCAGCGGAACCGCUUUGCAAUUAAGAGAGGCAAACAAAUCCGCUCGUUUGUGCUUGUUUACCUCCACACGGAGAGCAAGAUGUCCUUCACAAAUGGGAUUGAUGCGCAGGACUGAUCGUUGCCAUGGAUACCAGCACGCGAAAAUUCACAGUGCGGAGAUGGUUUUCCAUCUACCUGAAGAACAAGGCCGCCAGGAACAAGAACACAACGGGUUUCUGUCAUCUUGAGGAUGAAAGCAUACUAAAGGAGAUUGACAUCAGCCACCAUGUUAAGGAGGGUUUUGAGAAAGCAGACCCCUCUCAGUUCCAGUUGCUUAAAGUGCUUGGACAGGGAUCCUAUGGGAAGGUGUUUCUGGUGAGAAAGAUCAGAGGAGUGGACAGAGGUCAACUGUACGCAAUGAAAGUACUGAAGAAAGCAACACUCAAAGUCAGGGAUCGUGUGCGAUCCAAGAUGGAAAGAGACAUUUUGGCAGAGGUCAACCACCCAUUCAUAGUCAAACUACACUAUGCCUUCCAGACAGAAGGGAAGCUCUAUCUAAUCCUAGACUUUCUCCGAGGGGGAGACCUUUUCACUCGUCUGUCAAAAGAGGUAAUGUUCACAGAAGAAGAUGUGAAAUUUUACCUUGCAGAGUUGGCACUGGCCUUGGACCAUUUACACAGUUUGGGAAUCAUCUACAGGGACCUCAAACCUGAAAAUAUUCUUCUGGAUGAAGAAGGACAUAUAAAGAUAACUGACUUUGGCUUGAGUAAGGAAGCCAUUGACCAUGAUAAGAGAGCAUAUUCUUUCUGUGGAACGAUAGAGUAUAUGGCUCCAGAGGUGGUCAACAGGAGGGGUCAUACACAAAGUGCAGACUGGUGGUCUUUUGGGGUGCUGAUGUUUGAGAUGUUGACAGGUUCAUUACCGUUUCAAGGAAAAGAUCGUAAAGAAACAAUGGCCCUUAUUCUAAAGGCCAAAUUGGGAAUGCCGCAAUUCCUUAGUCCAGAGGUGCAGAGUCUAUUAAGAGCACUCUUCAAGAGGAACCCCGCUAACCGUCUCGGUGCAGGACCAGAUGGAGUGGAAGAAAUAAAAAGUCACUGUUUCUUUGCAUCGAUCAGCUGGAAUAAGCUGUAUAGGAAGGAAAUUAGGCCGCCGUUCAAACCAACAGUUGGAAGACCUGAGGAUACUUUUCACUUUGACCCGGAAUUCACCUCUAGAACACCCACUGACUCUCCUGGCAUACCACCCAGUGCAAACACACACCAGCUGUUCCGUGGUUUCAGUUUUGUUGCCACAAAUCAAAAUCAGGAGCACAGUGUGACCAGUGUUCUACCUUCUCACCAGGAGGGGAACACCAUAAUCCCAGUGGCACAGCAUCUCCGUGGUGAUGUGGCCUUCAGUGACGUUUAUGAGCUAAAGGAGGACGUUGGACAGCCAGCCAACUCAGUCUACAGGAGAUGUCUUCACAGAGUUACUGCAGUGGAGUAUUCAGUGAAGAUCAUUGACAAAGCAAGGAAAGAUCCAUCUGAAGAGGUUGAGAUCCUGUUAAGAUAUGGACAGCAUCCUAAUAUCAUUACACUAAAAGACGUGUUUGAUGAUGGCCACUGUGUGUACCUGGUUCAGGAUUUAUUGAGAGGAGGCGAGCUGCUGGACCGAGUAUUGACGGUGCCAAAUUUCAUAGAGAAAGACGCAUCAGACAUCAUCUGCACACUGGCCAAGACUGUGGAAUAUUUACACUCCCAGGGGGUUGUGCAUCGGGACCUGAAACCCAGCAACAUUCGCUACUCUGAUGACAGAGGACUCUCAGAAUGCCUCAAAAUAUGUGAUUUUGGUUUUGCCAAACAGCUGAGGGCUGAAAAUGGCUUACUGAUGACCCCUUGUUACACAGCAACAUUCAUGGCACCAGAGGUUCUGAAGAAGCAAGGUUAUGAUGCUGCAUGUGACAUUUGGAGCUUGGGGAUCCUGCUUUACACCAUCAUCGCUGGUUUCAGUCCAUUUGCCAGCUGUCCUGAUGACUCAGCAGAGGAAAUUCUGGCUCAAAUCGGCUGUGGGAAAUUCAUCAUCAGUGGCGGUAAUUGGGACCUGGUGUCAGACGCUGCCAAGGACAUUGUGACUAAGAUGCUCCAUGUGGACCCCCACCAGCGCCUGACUGCUCCACAGAUCCUUCGCCAUCCCUGGAUUGUCGAGAGAGACCAGCUCUCUGACAGAGUCCUCACGAGACAAGAUGUGCUCACUGUCAAGGGGGCGCUGUCCGCCACCUAUUCGGCUUUGAGGCGCUGUGCUCCAACCCCAGUCCUGGAGCCUGUACAGUCCUCUGGCCUCGCCCAGCGUCGAGAAAUGAAGAAAGUUGGGAGCGUUGUCAUCGAUUCAGACCUAAAAGAAAAGGGUUAGAUGAUAGAAACGAACACUAUUAAUAAUUAGAGAGGAUAACUGUUCUUCACGCUUGCCUCUGGAAUUGGAUAUCCUGGUUCCUAAAGUUGCAGUGGCCUUUGUCAGAUCCACUGGUUCUCUCUCAGUUGUCAUUACAAAAGUACGCUCUUAGGUACACUUUCUACAAGAGCUGUGCCAUCUGAUUUUGAUUGAUUAGUUUAACAGUAGAUUUAUUGUGGUGAGCACGUUGAACUGCAAUACAUCAUAAUGAGAGAGGUGUCUAAUAUUUUGGCUACACAUAAUGCAGGAUCUCCUGAUACGUGCAUCUGUGCCUAAUAAAGUGUCCAAUAAGUGUAAUACAGUGGAACCUCGGUUUUCUUCAUUAAGCCGUUCCAAUAGGUAAGACAACAACAGAAACGUAUAGGAGAUAACGACAUACGAAGUAACGUAGAUCCAAUGAAUCAGUUCCAAACACUCACUCUGGGGCGAAUUAUAGCGACACCGUAGGUAAACAAACCUUUUAUGAGACCUUUUGCGGAUAUAGUCGGGUGGACGUAGAAGUCCAAGGUGUUUUGUGAGUGACAAUGGGUGAGGGAAUCACCCAUUGAGACCGAGCAGCUGAGAGAUGGGCCGGGCGGCAUUGGAGUUAGCUCGCUCGCUAAUUUGCCGGCAUUGUUUCAUAGGUCCAUUUGGCAGAUGUGCAGUCUCCAGCACCAAAUGCAAGCCAGACUCGACAGCUAGCAGGUAAAUUGUAGAAAACAAGCGCCCAACUAGUCAAAAAGCCAUCAACUUUAAGUUAAUUUUGCUCUCUGACUGUCUGUGGCGGGUUAUUUUGAAGUUUCAUUAAAAAAAAAAUCACCAACGCAUAACGCAUAGAGUGCUUUGACACCGAGGAUAUAGUACAGGGGGAACGGACUAGUUUGUGACGUGCGAUGUUGUAUGAUAACUGAGAUAGUGUACGAAAACCAGGGCAAAAACCGGACAAACGUUUUUGGCAACAAACAAAACAUGAAAACUGGGGCGUUCGAAAACCGAGGUUCCAUUGUAUCAGUGUUCUAGUAAAUUUAAAAUGAUUGGUUAGCAAAUAUUUUAGUCAUGGGUUCAUCAUUUUGACACUGGAAAAACAGUAUUAAAAUGCACAUUUUCAACAUUACAUCCUGUAACCUGUAGACUUUAGAGCAGUGUGAAGGUUUUACCCUUGUUUGGUCAUACAUCGCUCAAUAUUAAACCUGUAGUGAGAUACAGUAUGUUCUUCAUCAGAAAGUAUUGAUCAAGUAGCCAGAAUUGGUUAAAAAAAAAAUAGUCCGCUUCCAUCUCAU